Pistacia vera is the source of this 1503-nucleotide messenger RNA. Its product is annotated as carboxy-terminal domain RNA polymerase II polypeptide A small phosphatase 1. The transcript is spliced from 6 exons. The record is from RefSeq and is a predicted model, not a curated record. NCBI's taxonomy places the organism in Eukaryota, Viridiplantae, Streptophyta, Magnoliopsida, Sapindales, Anacardiaceae. Bases 271 to 1182 code for a protein of 303 amino acids. Gene Ontology annotation, molecular function: phosphoprotein phosphatase activity.
UGAACCACUAGAGCACUGGCCAGUCGCCAAAUUAGCGCGUAGAUUAGCGUCUCUUCAGUCUUCGAUUCUAUCUUUCUCCCUUUCUAAUUUUACACGACCAGUCGAAUCCACACCACCACCACAUGCCAUGACCACCACAACUCUCUUAGCAUAAUCAACUCAGAUUUCUAAUUUUCAGUCUUAAUCAAAUCAAAAUCGUUUCGUUCUGUUUUGUUUUGAAGAGUUUGUUGUGCUUUUGUUUUUUUUUUUUUUUUUUUUUUUUUGGUUUUCAUGGCCGAGUUGACUCAAGCCGAGGUGGUUUACUCACCUCGCUGGUCUAUUCAAGUAUGGAGAAGCUUUUUGAACUGGCUGGGUUUCUUCUUCCAGAUCUUCUCUAAGAUUAUAACAGCUCUCGGUCACCAUCCGCUACUCUCUUCUUCGGCUUCGGCCUCAACUCACGCUUUCAAUCCGCUGCCAGUUGUGGAGCUGCCAGAGUCUGAUUUUCCGGCGGCCGUGGAGAUCGCUGGGGUCAGAGACUCCGUUGAUGACAUGGCUACCGUUGAGCGUGCCGAGAAACUCACGGUAGUUCUUGAUUUGGAUGAAACUUUAGUAUGUGCAUAUGAGACAUCUAGUCUGCCUGUUUCUCUAUGCAGUCAAGCAACCGAAGCUGGUGUGAAGUGGUUUGAGUUGGAAUGCUAUUCUUUAGACAAGGAAAAUGAAGGAAACCCUAAGGUCAAUUAUGUUACGGUGUUUGAGCGUCCAGGAUUGCAUGAGUUUUUAAAACAAGUGAGCGAAUUUGCAGAGCUUAUACUGUUUACUGCUGGUCUUGAAGGCUAUGCUAGACCACUUGUUGACAGAAUAGAUGAAGAAAAUCUGUUUAGCCUUCGACUUUAUCGGCCUUCAACAAUUAGCACGGAGUAUCGGGAACAUGUUAAGGAUCUCUCAUGCCUGUCGAAAGAUUUAUGUCGUACUGUUAUUGUUGAUAACAAUCCGUUCAGUUUCUUGUUGCAACCUCUGAAUGGAAUCCCAUGCGUUCCAUUUUCAGCUGGGCAACCACAAGACACACAGCUUCUCAAUGUCCUUCUUCCACUUCUCAAGCAACUUUCUCUGGAGAAAGAUGUGAGACCUAUGCUCUAUGAAAAAUUCCACAUGCCUGAAUGGUUUCAAAAGCAGGGAAUCCCUUCUUCUAGAUUUGUAGGAUAAAGACUUUAUGAAGGCGGCCAAUCUUCUUGUUCAAUUCCAUUCAGCCUUUUCUGGUAGCAGCAUCUCAUCAUUGUUCGCAGUGACUUCUCGUAUAGCAUUAAUCUGCGUACUGGAGGCACUGACAGAAGCCAAAAGUUUCAUAGUUACACAAAGGAAUUAUCUGCUACCUCUGUGAAAUAGAUAUACCAUUAAUGUAUCUAGAUUUGUUUAAACUCUUGAUUCUUGUGUAACUUGUUCAUAUGAUUGCUGUCUGUCAGAUGUUUCUAUGUAUCUUUCAGAAUUUUGUAAAUUUGUUGUGGAUCAAUAUUUACUUGCAGGUCA